Molecule: messenger RNA, 3860 nt
Organism: Prionailurus viverrinus (fishing cat)
Lineage: Eukaryota; Metazoa; Chordata; Mammalia; Carnivora; Felidae
Gene: CC1H1orf216
Product: chromosome C1 C1orf216 homolog
Exons: 2
Coding region: 820-1506 (228 amino acids)
Source: RefSeq, a predicted model, not a curated record
UUCAUUAAGUGACCUUAAUGAAACAAGCACAAAAUGAAUAUAUCAUUUCAAAUUGUGAUAGAUGCUCUGAUGAAAAGGAACCAAGUGCCCUUGAGAAAUAUAAAAGGGGAAACUAAUCUUGCCUAGGAGGUCAGAGGAGGUUAAUCUGAGAAGAGAGCUGACAUAUGAGUAAGUUGAGAAGGGGAAGAGAAUUUUAGGUAGAGGGAACCGUGUGUGCAAAAGUCGCGUGGCAUAACGGAGUGUGAAGCCCAGUUGCAGAGAUGGAGGGCAAAGGAUGAAGCUGGAGAGGUAGACAGGACAAGAUGCUCAGAACCCUGUGGCCGCUGCCUCAAGGAUUUACCCUGCAAAAGGGAAGCCAUUUGAAAGGCUUAAAAGCAGGAGGAUGGUGACAUGAUUAGAUUUUCAUUUUGAAAAUGUCACUGCAUCUGCAGUGACGCAAAGCGAUCCGAGGGACCCAAUGGAUGCAGUGGGAAGAUAAAACCCGACCCGGCAGGCCUCGGUCACGGCUGCAGGAGGCGGGGGAGUUGGUUCCGGCGCUCUGGCCAGACUAGCCUUUCGCUCGGCGGAACCCCGAACCGGCCCACGUGGGCCCGGCCGCCCCGCCCUGUCUGCCGCGCUGACGCCGCCCGACUCUGCAGUCCGGGCCUGGGGCUGGGCGCGUCGCCGGGGAGCCCCGCACCCCACGCCCGGCCAGCGUGGCCGCCCAGGUCAGUUCGAGACAUCCCCCUCCCCCCCUCCAGCCUCCAGAGACGAGUUCCCGCCGCGGGGCCAGCGGGAGCAGAGCCAGCCGCGCCGGGGCGGGCGCGUCCAGGCAACCAGAUGUUUGCCAUCCAGCCAGGGGUAGCUGAGGGGGGCCAGUUUCUGGGGGGCCCACCUGGAGUAUGUCAGCCUGAGCUCCAACCAGACAGCAACUCCAACUUCAUGGCGAAUGCCAAAGAUGCCAAUGAGAAUUGGCAUGGGAUGCCAGGCCAGGUGGAGCCCAGCCUGAUGAGAGGCUCCUCUGAGUUGCCCUCUGACAACCAGGCCUUCCAGGCCCCUGGACUCCCUGAUGGGGAGGUCCGCAGCCCACCAGAGGGGGCAGAAAUCGCCGGAGCUGAGCUGGAGAAGAUGAGCGGCGCCAGCACAGUCUGCUCCCCUCUGGAGGACAACGGCUAUGCCAGCAGUUCCCUGAGCACCGACAGCCCCAGCAGCAGCCCUGAGCCUGUCUGUGGGACCCCUCGAGGCCCAGGCCCUCCAGAUCCCCUUCUGCCCUCAGUGGCCCAGGCUGUGCAGCAGCUGCAGGCUCAGGAGCGCUACAAAGAGCAGGAAAAGGAGAAGCAUCAUGUGCACUUGGUGAUGUACCGUCGCCUGGCCCUGCUGCAGUGGAUCCGGGGCCUGCAGCACCAGUUGGUUGACCAGCAGACCCGUCUGCAGGAGAGCUUCGACACCAUCCUGGACAACCGAAAGGAGCUUAUCCGUUGUCUCCAACAGAGGGCGGUCCCAUCCAGGCCCCAGGAUCAGGGCUAAGGGUGUGCCUCCACAGGGGUGCAGGGGUACAUGUAUAUAUUUGUAGGCAUGUGUAUGGUUGCGCACAAGUAAGUACAUGAUUAUUGCUGGUAUGAGUGCAGAUAAGCGUGAGUAUGUAUGUGCUAUCAUGUAGGCAGGUCCAGGCGUGUGUGAAUCAGCACCUGUGCAUCAGCUUGUGUGUGCCAUGCGUACACAUGAGCUAACUGAUGUGCAGGUCUGUGUGUGGGUGUGUACAUAUGUGUGUGUGUAGCAUGUAUGUAAGAGGGAGUAUGUUUGUAUAUGUAUGCAUGAACCAGGUGUCCAACAGUGUGUAUAUAUGUGCACGAGUGAGGAUAUAUAUGCAAAAGGUAUGUGUGUGUGCAUAUGAAUGAGUUUGAGUGUGCAGGCUUGUGGUGGGUGUCUGUGAGUGAGCCCUUGUGUGUGCAGGCCUUUGUGUGCAAGUGCAGGCAUGGGAAGGGUGUAUUAGAAGCAUGGAUUUGCAGGCCGACUCACUAGCAGGUGUGUGCAAAUACAUAUUCAGUUGUGUAUGUCGGGCAUCCACACUCUGUGUUACCCAUUGUCAAUCCUAGCCUUUUUUUCUCCACAGGGUCCAAUUGUUCCCUGGAGAGAGGGCUAGCGUCAUUUAUCUGAGGGUUGUGCUGAUCCACUCUCCUGGGAUUUCCCAGGCCACCUCUCCUAUUCCUUCCCCAUCACUCCUCCCAGACUUUGCUCUACUGAAGCUGUUGUCCCUGAUGGUGGAUUUGCUGUAGGAAGUGUGGUGGCUGCUCUGGCCUGCCAUGGCUUUUUGAGCAAUUGGUAGAGAAUUAGUAUGAGGGAGGGAAGCUGGGGGUGGUGAUUGACACGUGGCAGGGAUGGGGGAUGGGAUCAGAGAAGAAGAUAAAGAACUGUCCCUCUUGAACUCUGCCCUGGGGCACAUGGGAGAUGGGGACGGGGGAGAUGAUAAGGGAGAUGAUAACGGCAGAACCCUGUGAAGAAUAGGAGAGUGGGAAUUCUAAAAUAUCAGUUUGAAACAAACCACCCUUCUCCACAGCAAAGGAGCUGUUGCAGACCAUAUUGAUUUCAGCUUCUGAUGAAAGCGAAUGUGUGCUUAUAAGCUUGCAAGGAAUUGGCAUGGUAUUCCAAGGCUAUUGGGAAAAAAAAAUCUGUUUCCUCUCUGUGCCUCUACUCGCUGUGCCUUUCUGGCUUUAGCAACACUGGACGUCAAAUUAGGUUGGUCUGUUUUUUCUGAAAUCAGGCUGUCUGGGCCCAGAGGAGCCACAUUAACCUUUGGUGGGGGGGGGGGGGGGGGGGGGGGACAGUGAGUGUCAGCUCAGCCCAGCCUCUGGAAGCUCUUAGCAUGUUGGGUCAUAAUCCCUUCUGUCACUGCAUGGCCCUUUAAAUGGGGGUUGACAGGCUAGAGCAGAGGCUCUGUGAAAAGGAGAGUGGGUGAAUUUUGGGGAGAACCAAGGACUAAGGUAGCCAAGCUCUCUGCUUUACCUCUGGAGCCAUGAGGAUGCAAGAUCCUGAUGAGUGAGCAGUGGCAUGAUGCUUACUCUCCUUAUCUGCAAAAUGGGGGUGCUCUAUCUGUAAAGAAUUCUAUCCCUGAUGGGUGGGUGGGUGAAAGGUAUAGGGAGUGAGGCUGAAGCAAUGGUCCUGGGGGCUUUUGUGUCUAGCCCUUGCAUGUUGACUAUGAACCUGGCCUCUGGACCAAGCCAUGGUGAAUAAACUGGGGCAGAGAAAUGCAUUUCUUGAGUUUGUGUUUCUAUUCUACCCAUUGCCUGGUGGCCUCUUUUCCAUGGCGUCUGAGGUGCCCUUUUGGACUGGAAGCUGGGGGACAGAUGUGGGGGCAGUCACUGGGGAGGAGGUAUUCAGCCUGCUGUGGCUGAUGGGGCUGGCAAGAGGUCUCUCCUCAAGGGCCUCUCAGUCUGACAGGGGAGACUUGGCCUGAGAGCCCCGUAUGGGAUUGUUCUCAUCCUGAGGCACCUUUGAGCCUGAAGAUGGGGGGUGGGUAGGCAUCGAUUGUGAGGGAUACAUAUGCUCCCCCCCACACACUCCUAUUCAACCCUGCCCUAGAGCCACCACUUCCCUGAAGGGUGCCCUGACUGCAAAACACUGAGUUAGGCUCCUCAGCUGGUUCUGACACAUAUGUGGUUAUAACACAUGUAUAUGACUUCAGAUAUUUGCUGUGCCAAUCUAGACUACACUUAUUUUACAUUGGUUUGUAUGAUGACUUAUUAAUUAGUUUAUCAAAAAUUCAUUAUUUGUUGGGGCGCCUGGGUGGCUCAGUCGGUUAAGUGGCCCACUUCGGCUCAGGUCAUGAUCUUGCGGUCUGUGAGUUCAAGCCCCACGUCGGGCUCUGUGCUGACAGCUCAGAG